This is a messenger RNA of Symphalangus syndactylus (siamang), 4297 nucleotides long. RefSeq names its product zDHHC palmitoyltransferase 3 (gene ZDHHC3). Gene Ontology annotation, cellular component: endoplasmic reticulum; Golgi apparatus. Gene Ontology annotation, biological process: peptidyl-L-cysteine S-palmitoylation; protein targeting to membrane. Lineage: Eukaryota; Metazoa; Chordata; Mammalia; Primates; Hylobatidae. The record is from RefSeq and is a predicted model, not a curated record. Gene Ontology annotation, molecular function: protein-cysteine S-palmitoyltransferase activity.
CCUGCGCGGCGGCCGCUGCUGCACCCGCGGCCGCCGCCACUGCCGGGAGCUCGAUGGGCUUCUCCUGCGCGCCGCCCGGUGUCUGGCCGAGUCCAGAGAGCCGCGGCGCCUCGUUCCGAGGAGCCAUCGCCGCAGCCCGAGGCCGGGUCCCGGGUUGGGGACUGCAGGGGAAGGCAGCGGCGGCGGCGGCGGGAGCCCCACCGGGGUCUGGGACUGGGGAACUGCCUCCGGCUUCACGAUGCCAGUAUGGACAGAAUAGCUUAUGAUGCUUAUCCCCACCCACCACUUCCGAGACAUUGAGCGGAAACCAGAAUACCUCCAGCCGGAGAAGUGUGUCCCACCCCCCUACCCUGGUCCUGUGGGAACCAUGUGGUUUAUCCGUGACGGCUGUGGCAUCGCCUGUGCCAUUGUUACUUGGUUUCUGGUCCUCUAUGCGGAGUUUGUGGUCCUCUUUGUCAUGCUGAUUCCAUCUCGAGACUACGUCUAUAGCAUCAUCAACGGAACUGUGUUCAACCUGCUGGCCUUCUUGGCCCUGGCCUCCCACUGCCGGGCCAUGCUGACGGACCCCGUGAGAACCUGCACGGAAAUGGCCUUCACUUUGCUUGGGCGAGGUGCAUCUUUUCCUGAAAAGCUGGACAAGCCUGUUUCAGGCCGCAGCAAGUGCCUCUUGGGGGCAGUGCCCAAAGGAAAUGCCACUAAAGAAUUCAUCGAGAGUUUACAGUUGAAGCCUGGGCAGGUGGUGUACAAGUGUCCCAAAUGCUGCAGCAUCAAGCCCGACCGAGCCCACCACUGCAGUGUUUGUAAGCGGUGCAUUCGGAAGAUGGACCACCACUGUCCCUGGGUCAACAACUGUGUAGGCGAGAACAACCAGAAGUACUUCGUCCUGUUUACAAUGUACAUAGCUCUCAUUUCCUUGCACGCCCUCAUCAUGGUGGGAUUCCACUUCCUGCAUUGCUUUGAAGAAGAUUGGACAACCUAUGGACUGAACAGGGAAGAAAUGGCAGGGGCUGGAAUCUCUCUUCAUGAAAAAAUGCAGCCCCUUAACAUCAGUUCGACAGAGUGCAGCUCCUUCUCUCCACCCACCACGGUGAUUCUUCUCAUCCUGCUGUGCUUUGAGGGCCUGCUCUUCCUUAUUUUCACAUCAGUGAUGUUUGGGACCCAGGUGCACUCCAUCUGCACAGAUGAGACGGGCAUUGAGCGCCUCAAACGAAAGAACCAGCCCAGGGAGCACACGGGGAGCUGGCAGUCAGUAAAGGAGACCUUUGGUGGGGACUUCUCCCUGAACUGGUUCAACCCCUUCUCCAGACCGUGUCAGCCAGAGAUCCCCAGUGACAAAGACAUGGUGCGGCAGGUGACAUCGCUGUCAGACACCGAAACAAUGGAGGAUCCAUCAGAGGAGAGAAAGGACGAGGACUCUGUGGAGGUGAUAGAUGAAUAGAUGCUGCUGUGGGGAGAGAAGCAGACACUAAAAAGUGCUGUCAACCUUCGUCCUGGGGUUUUGGCUAAAGGGGCUCAUGGGCAUGGUGCGCUCCCAGCACCCCCAGCGCUUCCGUGAGCCACUCGCUUGGCCUUGCCAUUUCCUGUAACCCCCUCCUUCCUCUCUCCAUGUUGGGCCAGGUCUGGGGGUCGGGAGUAGGCUGGGGACAUCAGAGGAGGAUGGGAGCUUUCUCAGAGUUCAUCUAAGAAGAGUCUGCACUGAGAGGGCUCAUCAAAAACCGUUCUUCAAGACUGGGUGGCUUUCACAUUCUCCGCCCAGCAAAGGGAGCUUUUGAACAGGGCAUCCCAGGGGUAGAAAAGAGCUUGCCUUUGGCUUUCCUCAGGAUUUCUGUCUUCUCUUGGGAAGGCUGGGGCCCUGGCUUCUGGCUUUGAGAAGUAACGUUGUGACAGAGGGACCAGGCAGGGCUUGCCUUGGGGACCUGGGUUGGGAUACUGACAUCAGGGGAGACUAGCCUGGAAAGACUGCAGAGCUGCCAGCCACUCCCUGGAAAGGGCUUCCCCAUGCUGCCUGCUGAAAUUAGGAGGUAGAGGUGGCUGCCACAUCUACCUGCAAGGGCCAGGCAUGGUUCAAAGAGGACCCUGCAUUAAGCUUUACACACACAUGUGCAGGACAUGCCCAGCAUGGACAGAGCCAGAGUUAAGACAGUAGCACUGAAAAUGAGCCCCCAUUCCACAGACACUGGAGUCUUCACUGAGCGAGACAGCUGGGAGCUGUCCUGCCUGUGGCUACAUAUCUAGCCAUUCACAGAUGUGGAUACGGGAAAGACCUCUUUGGAGCUACUGGGGACUCUCUAACCACUCCCAUGAGAACUUAAUUGAACGUUACCUCUUGGAGGGAGUCUAAUAACACACGUAGGUAGAACUGACCAUAAGCCCUACCUGUGUGUUUGAGGCCAGUUCUCCCAAAUUGGUGCCCAUCUUGUCUCUCUGAAAAGAUGAGUGAUGACCAAGGCCUGCUGAUUGAUAAAUCAGAUGAAUCAGGAAGAUAGACAAACACACACACACACACACACACACACACACACACACACACACACACGCCCUACCAGGAUGAGUCUUCCCUCCAUUCACCCCAUUUGAAGCCUGUGGUGUCUGUGGCCACUGCUGAAGGUCUGAGCAGCGUUCUGGUGCUCCUAAUCCCCAUUCCAGUGGUUGCUGAAGGAGCAUCUUCUGCACAAAGCCCAACAGAAGGGUUCUUAUCCCCGUUUGGUAUAAGAAGUGGAUUCACCACCCACUCCCUCCACAUGCCUUUGUUCCUCUCUUUGGCCCAUUUCCCCAACGUCUACUGGCGUCAGGAUUGGCAGGGGCACAGGCACUCAGCAGAGCAUGCCCCUGCAAGGCCUCAGUGUCAGGGCCCCCCUUCCAGCUCCAGGCAAAAGGGCAUGAGUCCUGGCCCCAAGGGGCCUGUGGCUCCAGUUCAGAGGAGAAGGUCAGUGUUUGGAGGUGCAGCCUCAGGACGCUGAGAAAGGAAACUGGCGACCAUGAGAAAGAAAAGAGCCAAGCAGCAUCCUGGUUCUUGGACAGCAUCCUUGGACACCGUGAAGGGCGACCGAUCCUGCCAGAGACCGUCUUUCUACAACUGAUGACCCACUAGGGGCUGGGGUUAAUUGCUCAAAGGGCCCAGUGUUCACAAAGCCACCUCUGCCCUAACCCUUGCUUAGAGCUCUCCAAGUAUGACCCACGAGAGGGGUGAUGGUGGGAUUCUAACAUCAACAGAGCAACCAGAAAGACAUUGGGCCUCCCACACUCAGGCUGCAAGUCCACUUUCUUGGUUCUUAUCAGCUUUAAUAUUUAUUAAUGAUGACGUAGGAGCCCGAGUCAGCUGUAAAGGCCAUUAACUUGCAAUCUGGACAGGAAGUUGACACUCACCACUUUGGGUAAGAGCUGCUCUGACUGUAGGGCCCCCCUAUUUGUUGUCCUAACCCAGAAGCAGCUCUGGGCUGUCAGGAUGGUGGAUGGAAUACCAAAGAGUUCACACUAGGGAGGAAGCAAUGCCUGCCCCCUGGAGUCUCCUAGGGGGCAGCAGUUAGAAUAAGGGAAGAGGAUUUGCUGGUCACUGUUUGCUGACAUGGGUCUCUAUGGUGAGUUCAGGCCUGAGGACAGGGCUGUGUGCAAAACCACAUGGCCCUUGAGAAAUGUCCUUCCACAUUGGGCUUCAAACUGCUUGGAGCACCAGGAGAGGGACUUCCUGGAUUUCAGGGAUAGAGAGAGGAGAAUGGAGGCAAUAGGAGGAGAAUGCACUUCUAGCAGGCCCAUCCCAGUGCUGAGAGAGCACUCCAAUUGACAGGUGCCUUCAUGGCGGGCGAACCCAUGGCCUGAAGAUAUGGCAGCUUCUCAAGGGGCGUCAGCAGGUGGCAGCGCUGGGCUGCCCAUAGUCUGCUGCUCCAGGGAGAGAAUCUGUGGCUUUGAAGUCUAUGGAUUUGAAUUGAGACAAUGGUGGCCCUGAUUUUUGAGGCCAUGACUCAGGAAAGGGAUGGGAUUCUGUGGCCUAGGCUGGUGUUUCUAACUGUAAAAGAGGUGAUCCUGUGAUAGCACAGGACCUGGCCUUGUGGGUCUGGCUGCUUAUGGUUGUGUUGGCCUUUUGGACCUGCUGGCUCUUGAAUCUGCCCUCAUAUAAGUCAUCAAAUUUAAUCAUCCAUAAUCUGAAAGCUAAGCACAAAGUAGGAAAUGCUGAAAUCUCAACUAACGCUCCGCAGCAUCAGACAAGGCUACUUGGUGAUGAGAACAAUCUUCUGAGCAUUAAUCUCUUUCACGUGUUUGGAACUUAACUUGACAAUAAAUUUCUUGGGUCCAGUUUUUA